UCACAUCCUUAGAGUCACUUCAUUUGAAAGGCUGCAAAAGGCUUGAGUAUCUUCCUUGGCUUCCCUCUUCUCUACUCUCACUUGAUGCUUCUGGAUGCACCAAUUUGAGAACAAUGUCAAAUAUUUCAGACUUGAAAACUCUAGAGAAGUUGAAUUUGGGUGGUUGUAAGUUGCUUGAAGAUGUGCCUGGCCUCGAAAAUGUUUCAAGGAACUUGGAAGUGCUAGAACUGCCUGGUCCUUGUGAUUUCAUGGGGUGUUGCCACUUUAGUCGUGAUUUCAAAAACAAAGUGUUCAAGGAGAUGACUUUUGAGAGCUUGAAAAAGUUCAAGAUGUCAGGGUCUUUGGUGCCAGGGGUAGCAAAAGGACGACAACAGCUGAAAUUUAUGACCCCAUCAUUGCCAUUUACUUGGUUGAGAAGAGCACAACUGAAGCUGGGCUUAAACAAGGUCCUCUCACCCGUCUACAUAGUGAUCAUGGACGACGACAUUAUUGUGUUUGAGAAAAUUACAGAAGUCAAGGGUAAGUCGAAUUGAACUUGAGAGUAGAGAGCAUCGUGAAUGCAAGGGAGGGAGUGCAUUGCUAUACAAUACAGGUGACAACGGAUGUGUCCCAACUGCAAGAUGUCUUUGUAGUUCUUGCAUGGAGGAGUCGACGGUACUAGCUAACAGAGGAGCCAUCGAGAUGGACGGUGUUUGUAUCUGGAAGAUGCCAACUCUUCCCAAGGGAAACUGAUCUGAUGGAGUACUCGGCAUGAUCAUUAUUAUAACUUGCCAAAUUGUACAUCCAAGUAUAAU
Nymphaea colorata (pocket water lily) is the source of this 794-nucleotide messenger RNA. RefSeq lists its product as uncharacterized. Lineage: Eukaryota; Viridiplantae; Streptophyta; Magnoliopsida; Nymphaeales; Nymphaeaceae. The transcript has 2 exons. The coding region runs from base 114 to 533 and encodes 139 amino acids. The record is from RefSeq and is a predicted model, not a curated record.